Sitodiplosis mosellana (orange wheat blossom midge) is the source of this 1571-nucleotide messenger RNA. RefSeq names its product phospholipase A1-like. Gene Ontology annotation, molecular function: lipase activity. The record is from RefSeq and is a predicted model, not a curated record. The coding region runs from base 1 to 990 and encodes 329 amino acids. The transcript is spliced from 6 exons. Lineage: Eukaryota; Metazoa; Arthropoda; Insecta; Diptera; Cecidomyiidae.
AUGACUGUUUGGCCGAAAAUGUUGGUCAUUCGUCUGUUUCCACUUUUGCGGUUUGUUUUGUUGGCCAUUGCGCUACGAGAUUGCUUUCUGACCAAACAAAAUUUUAUUUUUUUUUAUGGGCCCACUUAUUUCGAUCGUCGCAUCUACAACUACAACGCGCUUGAUGAGAUUCUUCAGCAUGAAAAAUACGAUGCGAACAAAACGACAGUUCUAUACAUACAUGGCUAUCUUGAGUCACCCGAAAGCGACAGCGUACGCCUAAUUGUCAAUGCAUAUCAUACACGCAACGAGCACAAUUUAAUCGUUCUCGAUUGGGCCGAGGCAGCAUACGGCGACUACUUCAUAAAUGCUGUACCAAAUUCCAUAACGCUUGGGAACAUUCUAUCAACGGUCGUGCUCAGCACAUUCAAAAAAGGAUUGGACAGUGAGAAAUUCCAUGUGGUGGCACAUUCGCUUGGUGCACAGCUCGCAGGAGUUAUGGGACGGAAAAUCAUAUCGAAGUCAAAUCAAUCACAAAAAUUAAAAAGAGUAACCGGCCUUGAUAGUGCCAAUCCACCAUUUUUCCCAGCUCUCUUAUUGAAUCAUCUAAGCCAUUCAGAUGCCGAAUAUGUAGAUAUCAUUCAUACGGAUGCCGGACUGUACGGCCAACCAAUCGCAACGGGAACCAUUGACUUUUGGCCCAACGGCGGAACAACUCUACAGCCAGGUUGCCCUUUUCGACUCGGGAUCCCUCUCAGCGUUAAUGAUUUAUGCAGUCAUCAGAGAUCAGUUAAAUACUUUGCAGAGAGCGUUGCAACAUCGAAAGGAACAACAUUUCAGGCAGUGUCGGCAAAAAGCUGGUCACGUUUCAAAGUUGGCGAUACAAAUACAUCAAAUGUUGUGAACAUGGGAAUUGACUGUUCUACCAGCACAUUUGGAGACUACUACUUACAAACCAAUGGUGAACCACCUUUUUCCCGCGGCGCAAACGGUCUCCGAUAUUUGAAUUGACACCAAAUGUUCAACUUUCAAAGUUCUAAAUAAAUGUUUUCGUGUGCAUAUAAACCAAUUGAUUAGAAAAUAAUCAGAAAUGUAGAUGAAUGAGUUUAUAUUCAUUUUUCAAAGAAUAUCGGCGUUUAAAACAAACAACAACUCUACGUUCAAUAAAAAUAAUUCCAUAUUAGGAAUUCGAUAACCACGUUGUUCACUCACGAAGCUAUAGUCAAACUAAAUUGAUUCAGUUUAAAAUUUUCGUAAAGUACAAGCUCCGACAAUUGUUCGACACUUCGCAUAUGAAAUCCGUUAGAUGGCGCACACCAUUGUCGACCAAAUUUGAGCAUUUUUUUGGCAAAUUUUCUCUCAAUUUAAAGAGGAAUGUCUAAAAACAAUAGGACUAACUAACAUCUACGUUGAAUAUAUUGUCUUGUAAUUAUUUCAAAACUAACCUUUCUUUUUCAACAUCAGCACUCUUCAUCAAGCAUUGCAGAUGCUUAGAGGCAAGUUCGAAUUUUGUCUUAUAAAUUUGGUUUUAAAAAGGCCAUAAAAAUCUUUAUGCAAAGUAUAAUGUAAUAAAAAUGCGUGUAGAUUUCAUC